AUGGCGUGCGGCUCGCCCACGCAAAACCAAGAAAACGCUGAAAGAGGCUCGCCCGGCAUGUGCGCUGCACAUCACCGUACAGACCGGGCGCGCAACGACAACAAUGCGCACAUGGGGCCGAUUCCUCUCGGAGGAGACGGUGGAACGCUCACUGCGCAAGAUAGAGAUGAAAUCUAUGCCCGGACAGGAGUAAGUUGCAGUGUGAGAUUCCGACCUCAGUGGCGAGAGAGAUGUUUAAGUCUCUCAGGCCCCUCUGAGUGGUUAACGGAAGCUCGCAGGAUGGCAAAUGAGAGAAUUGCGGCGAACGGCACUGAAGGAGGACGUCGCGUGUCUCCUGAUGAAUUGGCAACAAACCUCGCAGCCCUUCAGCAUUCUACGGAGAGGAGCAACCAGUGGUUCUCGAACCAAAUCGGUGAGUUACACCAUGGGCUCCAACAGCUGAGUGCGAGCAAUGUCCAGCAGCUCAAGGAUUUGCAGCUGCAGCUGGACCAACUGGCUGCUGCAGUGAGGGGUGGUCUGAUAGCUGCCAAUGAAGCCCGCCAGAUUGCCGAGAGAAAGAGCAAAUCAAAAAAAAAACGAAAAAGCAAGUCCCCAAGAGCCAGCCGAGAUGUUACAAAGCCAUCGCAACAAAGGGAGAGGAGCCAUGAACCAGAAAAGAAACUGAAAAGCACUUCCCAUAAACCAAAGAUGGAGAAGGAGGAGGCUGCGGCUUCAUCGAGCGAUGAUGCCACCGAGACACCCAGCGAGACCGAGGAGAAGACAGAGGAGAAGAGUGAGUUGGCCCAGCCCGUGAAGCCAAAUGAGGAGGCUUGCAGCCCAACAUCACGUGCUGACGAUGGCAACAUCACCGAUACUGGCAGUGUGACCAUUGACGACUCUCCGUCGGACGAGGUGCCUACACAGCUGCCCCCAGAAGAGCAAGCCCGAUUGGAGGCAGAUUCUGCAAGCGUGGCCCCAAGCACCCCUAUGGGAAGUGAGAUUGGUGACAACGCAAUGGUCACGGCGGAUGAGUUGGUGGCAGACCGCUGUUGCACAUGCAGGAAACCUGUGGAUGAGCAUAACUCACUAGUGAUAGUACGUUCUGAUUCAAAACGACCUGAAGCCAGACGGUGCCGAUCUUGCCACAAUGUUCGCUCUGCCAUCAACCGUCUUGCUGCAAAACAUGGGAACCUUGUCAAGGACUUCACCAAGGUUGAGGGUCCUAAACUACAAGCCUUUUACGAAGCACAUGGACAUCUUCGAGGGGAAGGUUUACGUGUGAAGGUGGAGGAAGUGUUUCAGGACUGGAAGACAUCAACCACAAGGAUGGAGUUUGAGCAGGAGGGUGAGUUUUUGGAAGAGGAGGACCUACGCAAGAAAUAUCAUGAUCGCCCUGAGACCCUGCGCAACAUCCUUCAGAACGCUAGGACUUUUUUUUGCCCAGUGAAAAAGCUGACCCUGUAUGCGGACCCCAAGUACAAGGCACGUGUGUCAGAUUCAGUAGAAUAUGGGACUACUGAAAAGAUGAAGGGCCAACAAGGAUUGGAGGAUGCUACAGAGCCUGAGUCCAAGCGACCCAGAAAGACCAAGGGAGGAAAGGCUGGAGCUGAUGAAAAGGAGAAAAAAUGGACAGCUUCGGUCAAGAACAAGGUUACGAAGAAGAUCGACCAGUUGACGGCCAAGGGUUUGCAGCUCAAGGAUUUGGUGUCUAAGGCGGGCACCUUUGGAAGUAUGAUCCCAGCUUAUGUUUUGGAACAUGCGGAAAAGACAGUACAGGAUACUGAGAAAGAGCUGAACUCAGCACAGAAUGCGUUGCAGCAGGCAACAGGAGAUGCUAAAGCCUUGCAGGAUGCUUUGGAUGAAAUCACGGAGAAAGUGAAGGAGGCUGCUGGAAGGGUGAAGUCCCAGUUGGACCAGGCGGCUGCUUUCAAGUGA
Messenger RNA from Cladocopium goreaui, 1914 nucleotides. The record is from the annotation of a GenBank genome assembly. Lineage: Eukaryota; Dinophyceae; Suessiales; Symbiodiniaceae.